AUGUCUAGCACCACCGCCAUCGAGCCGGCUGCUGCCACCCUCAUGACCCUGCUCCGCGACCACGAGGUCCAUAGGUCCCGCGCCCCCCUCACCACUCCACAAUCUGCUCCGUCGUUGACCCCUCCUGUCGUGUUUGAGGCCCACACUCCAACGUGGCGAAGCGAUUACCGCCGCGUUCCGCCUUACCGCCCGCUUAAUCGGUCGCUCGAGCACCGAUCGCAGCGAACUGUGUACCAGAACGUAGGGGAACAGGCCUUCGUCAACGUCAUGCUGCACGGUGUUUGGCUGAAUUCGAACUUGGCACAUCUCUGGAGAGCAACGGGGGGGAAGUGGAAUGAUUCGCUUUUUAGGUACAAGAUUGGCGGCGAAUGGUAG
Molecule: messenger RNA, 375 nt
Organism: Eremomyces bilateralis CBS 781.70
Lineage: Eukaryota; Fungi; Ascomycota; Dothideomycetes; Eremomycetales; Eremomycetaceae
Exons: 2
Coding region: 1-375 (124 amino acids)
Source: RefSeq, a predicted model, not a curated record